Molecule: messenger RNA, 4827 nt
Organism: Radiomyces spectabilis
Lineage: Eukaryota; Fungi; Mucoromycota; Mucoromycetes; Mucorales; Radiomycetaceae
Product: glycogen debranching enzyme
Exons: 9
Coding region: 212-4747 (1511 amino acids)
Biological process (GO): glycogen catabolic process; glycogen biosynthetic process
Molecular function (GO): 4-alpha-glucanotransferase activity; amylo-alpha-1,6-glucosidase activity
Source: RefSeq, a predicted model, not a curated record
CUUCUUUUUCUUUUUCUUGUUUUUAUCACGAAAAAAAGGUCUCUUUUUUUCUUGUCCACUCUUCCACCUUUUUUUUUUUUAAAGUUCGUAUUAAAGGACUAGGCUUGCUUUCUAUUUUUUAUUACAGUUAAUAAUUUUUCUUACCUUUUUUUGAUCACAUCACACCUCCUUGGUACGUGCGUCGAUUACUAUUGUUCCGUUUCCAUAAGAAAUGUCUGCUUCACUCGCUCCGCCCGCCAAGGCUCGUUCGACUGAUGUCCCUUAUUUGUACGCCCUUACACUCGAUGACGAUGGAUCGCCGGAACCAGACAAAACAUACGUCCGGAUUCCAUUAUCCGAGAAAGAUGAUUUGUUGCGAUUCGUUUUGAAGCCAGGAUCUCUCGCCAGUGGUAAUCAUGCAAUGCUCCACAUCAAUUAUCCUAUCCAAGGAUCCUUUGAUCGAAGCACGUUCUAUUCCGUCAAUUUCAUUAUAGACCCCAAUUUGCUGCAUGCAUAUUGUGAUAUUGCAUUGACGGUCCCGGGCGCUUACGAGUAUUAUGUCGAUUACCAAGUUGGCCAGAAAACGCAUCGCUCCCAAUCAGGCUAUGUCGUGGUCGAACCGAGGUUGUGGGUGAAAAAGGGUGCCACAUCCGAAAAAGCACUCUUGCCAUUGGACGCUUUAAUGAUUUUAUCUCUGGUGCCGAAAUGGAUGGGUCCCUUAUCACAGUGGCAAUCGCUUAUCGAUAUGAUCGAAUACGAAGGCUACAACAUGAUUCAUUUCGUUCCCAUGCAACAACGUGGUGGAUCCAAUUCACCUUACUCCAUCGCCGAUCAGCUCGCCUUUUCUCUCGACCUGUUUGACGAGAAGGAUCGUAACAAGAGUAACGAAGAACUCACCAAAUUGAUGCAGAACAUGCUUGAACACAUUCAGUCCGAUCAUGGCAUCUUGUGUCUUUCCGAUGUCGUGUGGAACCAUACCAGUUUCGACUCCGCUUUCUUGAACGAACAUCCCGAAGCAGGCUACAAUCUCCAUAAUUCACCCCACCUUGUCCCUGCGUAUGAAUUGGAUACCGCUUUGAUCAAAUUAUCUGGCAAACUUCAUGAACUGGGUCUAAAGUCCAAAGUGGAGUCUGGUCAUGAUAUAGACGCCAUUAUGAAUUAUAUUCGGGAUCACACCAUUCAGGAACUCAAAUUGUACGAAUACAAGGUCAUCGACGUCCAGAAACAAACAGAGAUUUUCAGAAAAUCGCUGCAAGAACGCACCCAAUGCGACCCCACGCAGUACGGUCAUGCGCAGCAACUUUCUUUCAAGGAACAGGCCGCGCUGUUGGGCAAGGAUGCUAUUCAACCCGGCCAUCUCGGUACGCGUUUCCAUAGAUCAGUUGAUCAGUCUCGUGCCCUUUCCAUUGUUUUGGCCAUUGCUGGAUUGCAGUCUAUCGACGAUGUCAAUAAUGACCAUGUGAACCAAUUAACCGACUUGUUCCAACGUCUCUUGGAUGAAUACAACUUGCCUCAUUACAAGGAAUAUGACGAAGACGUCAGGAUAGCAUUGGACAAUAUCAAGAAUCGGUUGGCAUAUACUCGUCUGGAUGCCAAUGGACCCAAGUUAGGGGAAAUCAGUGAAAGUAAUCCGCUUAUAGAAACCUACUUUACGCGCUUGAACCAAGAUGAUACCACCCAUCCCAAGGGUAGCAUGCAAUUAGCCAACAAUGGCUGGAUCUGGAAUGCCGACCCGCUCAAAGAUUUUGCCGGUCCCGAUUCGUCAGCUUACCUUCGACGUGAAGUGAUCGUGUGGGGGGAUUGUGUCAAGCUUCGUUACGGUCAAUCCCCAGAAGAGAAUCCCUGGCUUUGGCACCAUAUGCGUACCUACACCGAACAGAUUGCUAGCAUGUUCCAGGGUAUCCGCAUUGACAACUGCCAUUCCACACCCAUUCACGUGGCCGAAUACUUGCUGGAUGCAGCCCGUCAAGUCCGUCCGGACCUUUAUGUUGUUGCAGAAUUGUUCACCGGUUCUCCUGAAAAGGACAACAUGUUCGUGUCGCAUCUCGGUAUCCACUCCCUCAUCCGCGAAGCCAUGCAAGCGUGGGAUCCUCACGAGUUAUCGAGAUUGGUCCAUCGCCACGGUGGAAAACCGGUCGGAAGCAUGGACGAAGCCAUGAUCUGGAAAACGGUUAAAUAUGAAGGCAAUCAGUACGAUCAAGUCUUGCGAAUCCCGAUCCUCCAAGGCAGCAUGCCACGUGCACUGUUCAUGGACUGUACUCACGAUAAUGAAACACCUGCACAAAAACGGACCCCACAAGAUGCAUUGCCCAAUGCUGCCGCUGUAGCAUUUUCCAACUGCGCCAUUGGCAGCGUUAAAGGCUACGAUGAAAUCUAUCCAAAGUUGCUCGAUAUCGUCAACGAGACCCGAUGCUAUGAGCCCAAACCCAACUACGAUCAAGGCAUCAUCAAGAUGAAGCAUCAGUUGCAGAAUCUUCAUCUGGAAAUGACACUCAAGGGUUUCACCGAGGUCCAUGUUCACCAAGAAAACGAUUACCUUCUCGUUCACCGACAACAUCCAGGUUCUCAACGAGGUUAUCUCCUGAUCAGUCGUACCGCUUUCCCCGGUCAACACACCGGUUUGGCCCCGAUUAAACUUCGCGGCACCAAAGCCACCUUCAUGUUUGGAGGUUCGCUCAAGGUCGAAUCAGUCACCUGCAACGACGAUAAUCAAUAUUUGCAUGGGUUCCCUAGCCACGUCGAGGAACUGCCCUCUCCACGAUUCGAAGAAAAGGAGGAUCAUCUCGGUCAGUUCACUGAAGUCAUUCUUCCUGAUCACUUUGUCCCUGGCUCAAUUAUAGUGAUCAAGACCUCGAUUGGCGAUACUUACCAGAAAGCUCAAGAUAUGGUUUCUUACAUGGAAGAUGAUGUUGUCCAGGAUCUUGAUUUAUUGGACUGCAAUAUCAUUCUUUACCGCUGCGAGGGCGAGGAAAUGGAUACCACCAACGGCGACGGGGUGUAUAAUAUCCCCAAUUACGGCAAAUUGGUGUAUGCUGGCUUGCAAGGUUUUAUCUCGGUCUUGCGCUCGAUUAUUGAGACCAACGAUUUGGGCCACCCCUUCUGCGAUAACUUGCGUCAGGGCACAUGGGCUCUGGAUUACGUGGUGAACCGCUUGCAACGUCACUUGCCCCAUUACCCCCAUUUGCAGAAGCUUCACGACUGGUUCCAAUCUCGCUUCGAGUUGGUCAGGGAAAUGCCCGACUUUUUGGUUCCCAAAUAUUUUGCCAUGACAGUUAAAACCGCUUACGACAAGGUGUACGCCCAUGCCUUAUCGCGCAUGUCACCUCUUAUCCAAAAUGGGGAUGCCUUCCUUCACCGCUUGGCUAUGACCAGUGUUCAAAUGUAUGGUAUGGUGCCUUCCACGGGUCUUCAUCCUACGAAAGCAGGUCCUUCGCUUGCCGCUGGUUUACCUCACUUCACCAACGGUCCUUUCCGUACCUGGGGUCGUGACGUAUUUAUCUCUUUGCGUGGUUUGAUCAUGGUCACGGGUCGUUUCGAUGUCGCCAAAGAACACAUAAUCGCCUUUGCAGGUUCGCUCAAACACGGCUUGAUCCCCAACUUGUUGGAUUCGGUUCGUUAUCCUCGUUACAAUUCGCGUGAUUCAGUAUGGUUCUUCAUGCAAGCCAUCCAAGACUAUUAUCACUUGGCUCCUGACGGUCAUCGUAUUCUUGAAGAGAAGGUGCCUCGUCGUUUCCCCAAAGACGAUCGUUUUGUUGAAGUGGAUGAAGCGUACAAGUAUUCCUCCACCGUCGCUGAGGUCAUGCAAGAAAUCAUGGAACGCCAUGCCAACGGUAUCCACUUUAGAGAACACAAUGCGGGCGAUCGUAUCGAUCGACAAAUGUCCGAUGCCGGUUUCAACAUUGAUAUCGAGGUUGACUGGGAAACCGGUAUUCUUGUGGGGGGCAAUAUUUGGAACUGCGGUACCUGGAUGGAUAAGAUGGGUGAAAGCGAAAAGGCUCACAACAAGGGCUUGCCCGGUACUCCUCGUGAUGGUGCCCCUGUGGAAAUCACCGGUCUUCUCAAGAGUGCCCUGCGUUUCAUCCUUGAAUUGAAUGCUGCCAAUAAAUUCAAAUGGACUGGUGUAGAAGUGAACGGUAAGGAUAUUACCUAUGAACAUUGGAACGACCUUUUGCAAAAGAAUUUCGAGCGUCUCUACUACGUUCCCAAGGAUGCAUCCGAAGACGAUCAGUACGAUGUGAUUCCCAAGAUCAUCCAUCGUCGUGGCAUCUACAAGGAUGUGGUGAAAGCUACCAAACCGUACACCGAAUAUCAAUUCCGUCCCAAUUUCCCCACGGCGAUGUGCGUGGCUCCCGAGUUGUUUAACAAGGACCAUGCACGCGACUGCCUCAAGUUUACCAGCGAAACCCUUUUAGGACCUUUGGGCAUGCGUACUUUAGAUCCGGCCGAUCAAGAGUACCGACCUUACUACAACAACAGCGAUGACUCGGAUGAUCCCAGUGUCGCCAAAGGUCGCAAUUAUCACCAAGGUCCCGAAUGGUUAUGGUUAACCGGUUUCUUCUUGCGCGCUUGCUUCAAGUUUGACGCUCUCACUUCUCACGACAUUGCUCGUAUCCUGCGUGCCCAUCGUAAAGAAAUCACUGUCAAUCCAUGGGCUGGUCUUGCCGAGUUGACAAACAAGGAUGCGGCUCCUUGCUGGGAUUCAUGCACGACCCAGGCCUGGUCGAGUGCCACCCUGUUAGAUUUGAUGUAUGACUUAAUUGAAGGUUAAACCAGCGUAACACGACUAUUGACUAUUAUCAGCACUUAAUCAAACUAAAUAAACAACGAGCAAACAUUGUUUUAUUAUGA